Messenger RNA from Aspergillus glaucus CBS 516.65, 1635 nucleotides. RefSeq names its product carbohydrate-binding module family 48 protein. The transcript is spliced from 4 exons. Gene Ontology annotation, molecular function: protein kinase binding. Gene Ontology annotation, biological process: signal transduction. Gene Ontology annotation, cellular component: nucleus; cytoplasm; nucleotide-activated protein kinase complex. Bases 169 to 1635 code for a protein of 488 amino acids. NCBI's taxonomy places the organism in Eukaryota, Fungi, Ascomycota, Eurotiomycetes, Eurotiales, Aspergillaceae. The record is from RefSeq and is a predicted model, not a curated record.
CCCCAUACAAGUAUUAAUACUUCAUCAUACAAAGUACAUACAUACUCAUCAUACAAAGUACAUACAUACUAUUAACCCUCUCUCAUUUCUGACCCUUGGACCUCGUGUCACCCGUGGUUGAUUCUCCGUCUCUGAGCAAGUUACCCACUCUCUCCACCCGCCGCCAAAAUGGGCAGCUUCACGUUCCGAUGGCCGUAUAAUGGGAAUGAAGUCUUUGUUACCGGGACCUUUGACGACUGGGGGAAGACUGUUCAACUUGACAGAAAUGGUGAUGUCUUUGAGAAGACAGUCUCGCUUCCCGAUACGGACGAGAAAAUACAGUACAAGUUUGUCGUGGAUGGUAACUGGACUACCGAUAGCAGUGCCCCUCAGGAAAGCAUCGGCGGCAACAUCAACAACGUUCUCUACCCUGACCAAAUUAAAAGCCCUGCCAUCACCAAUAUUCCUCAACUCACUGGUGCUGCAGUCAUGUCGGGAGUGACACCAGACUCAUCAACGGCUGCUCUGGUAGCCAACGUUCCCAAGGAAAGCGAGAAGAAAGCCUCCACCCUAUCCUCCGCUGCUCCCGAGUCGACAACGGCCAACCUGGCGAAGCAAGUCCCAUUUGAAAACAAAAAUAAUGAAGGCGUGCCUGGUUCAUUCCCAGACACGCCUGCAAAUGAGGCAGAAACAUUUUCCGUGAACCCCAUUCCUGCCUCCAGUGGUGCGAGCAACCCUAUCAAGUUGAAGCCCGGAGAGAAGGUUCCCGACCCCAGCACCACUCACUCGAGCACCGUCCAGUCGACCGUCCGCACCGAUCUAGCCGGGUAUGAGCAGGAUCCCAGUGGCUCGCUCGCAGGACUGCCCACCGCUACGAACCCGGCUGCGUCCCAUUCCAACCCCAGCGGCGGACGUCGUCAAAGUAAAAUCAUCCCCGAAUCGGGUCUGCCAGUCGACGGUGAGAGUGUCGGUUUGACAGACACAGGUAUCACCAUUGAAACUGCCACACCAUCUGCGACUACUGUUGGUCUCGCCUCUGCCGUCCCGCUCGAAUCUCAGAAACAAAACUCCAGCAGCGGUGCUGGUGGCCCGGUGAGUGAGGUUCCGAGCAGAGUGAGGAACUCUAUCUCCGAGGCACACCGGGACCCGGAGGCCGCGGCUAGCAAAGGUGCCGUGGAGGAAAAGAAGGAGUUGGAAGACGAGUUGAAACAAAAGGUCAAGCCCACCGAGGCGGGCGGAACACCAGGUCCCACGACCACCGCCGCAACAACAGAGACUGCGCCUGUCACUACCAGCGGUGCAUUCCAGUCGGGACAAGUGUCCCCUCGCUCGCCAUCUCCAUCGGAGCCAACAGUCACGACCGGGGUUGCUACUUCCAAAGCGCCUGGGGUUUCUAACGCCACAGGCGUGGCAGCGGCCGGUGCAGGACAGACUGGAACUAAGUCCUCUGAGCCUAAACAGGAUCGGUUUAAGCCGGGAGAAUCCAAGCAAACUGGCGCUGGUGACACUUCCGCGACGAAUGGUAACGGUAACGGACCCGUUCGCAAGGAUUAUGCCGACGAGGCACAAGGAAAAGCGAACGAUGUGGCCAAGGAACAGAAGAAGAAACACCGCGGCAGUGGGCUCUUCCAGAAGCUCAAGGAGAAGUUCAAAUAA